Molecule: messenger RNA, 3173 nt
Organism: Nerophis ophidion (straightnose pipefish)
Lineage: Eukaryota; Metazoa; Chordata; Actinopteri; Syngnathiformes; Syngnathidae
Product: G-protein coupled receptor 22
Exons: 3
Coding region: 368-2083 (571 amino acids)
Biological process (GO): G protein-coupled receptor signaling pathway
Cellular component (GO): membrane
Molecular function (GO): G protein-coupled receptor activity; peptide binding
Source: RefSeq, a predicted model, not a curated record
CAGAUCAGCGUAUCGGAGCGACUGCUUGCUCGGGAGCAGAUGCGUUCGGCCGGUCCGCGUGUGUGAUGACACGCUGCAAAGUGGCCAGCGGCGCAGUGGAUAAGUGGAGUGCGGAGUGCGGGAUUUUUUUGAAACGAAGAGAAGGCGGGCAAAAUAUUCCAGUCACGUUUUGGGGGCUGUCAGCCGGCUGUCCUGCGAGGCGCUGGAGUGGAACCCGGUCCGGCGACGGUAGACGGACACCUGCCGUAGGAUGUAAACUGACUUCCCACUCUUCCCGCCACAUGAAGACCACUCUGGCCGCCAUCUUCAUCAAUGUCUCGUGGGAAGCCGAAGAAGAAAACCAUGUGGCGUGGUAGCCGCUGUUGCUAUGUGUAAAGAGGUACCGGGGCCGCCAAUGGAGACCGAAGGCUAUCGUGACCUCCCGGAGACCAGCGAUGGUCAGGGGGUAGGCCUGCUGGAUGGACGGGGCGGGGGUGCGGCGGAGGAGGAUUGGAGUGCCGCCUACCCUCUGGGCUUCCAGGUGUCCUUGACCACCGUGCUGAUCCUAGAGCUGGUGCUGGGCUUCAGCAGCAACUUGACCGUACUGGUGCUGUACUGCGCUCAGUCAAACCUGGUGGAUUCAGUCAGCAACCUGGUCACCGUCAACCUCCAUGUCCUGGACAUACUGGUCUGCGUGCUGUGUCUGCCGCUCACAGUGGCCGUCAUCCUAGUCCCGGCUAACGGAAGCGGCGUGGGCGGACUGGCGACGUUGUGCUGCUUCCACGAAGCUUGCGUCACCUUCACCAGUGUGGCCACGGCCGUGAAUGUCCUGGUGAUCAGCUUGGACCGCUAUGACAUCUCAGUGCGUCCUGCCAGCCGCCUCCUGAACCCCCGCCGCGCCGGACUGCUCCUGGCAGCCGUGUGGGCGGUCUCUCUGGCCGUCUUCUUCCUACCUUUCCUCGAGGGGGACUUCUUCUCUUCAAGGGCGGAGGACAGCGAGGAUGAAGAGCCAGGGAUGCAGAACAUAGACUUUGAGUCGAUUACUGGGCGCACAAGGCUUUAUUCUUCUUCUCUUUCCCCUUCAGUUUUACCGUCAAUGCAACCCUCCUCGCUUUCACACAACCUUUCUCCGGUAUGGCAGAACAGAACGCUGCUAUGCGUCGGAGGGCAAGGGUACUACACGGGAAUGGCGAUGUAUUACCACUUGUUACUCCAAGUGCCGUGUUUCUUCAUCGCUGUGGUUGUCAUGCUCUUCACCUACUCCCGGAUCCUACAGGCCCUCAACAUCCGCAUAGGCUCCCACAUGAUGAGGGGCAGCCGUACAAAGGACUCCACCUGCAGGAUACGCUGCAGGAGGACGAAGAAGAAGGACCUCACCUUGCCAACCGAGGUAGUCUCUUCCAAUCAGAACCAGAAUCUCUCUCAUCCUCCCCUUAUUCCCUCCCCUAUCCCGACGUCCCCUCCACCGCUCUGCUCCAUGCCCCAGGGGAUAUCUGACAGCGGUGCCACAGUCACCACCGUCAGUACCGCCGCCACCACCCCCAUCGCCACCACUCCUGCCACUCCCGCUUCUCCGACUCCGGCGGCUUCCGGAUCCAAGCAGACCCACGCCACCUCCCCGCUGCCGGCUUCCUCCAUGGGCGUCCAGGCCUCGGUUUCUGCGAUCAUCGCCUUGAGACGAGCCGUGCGUAGACACAGGGACCGACGAGAGCGUCAGCGGCGUGUCCUUAAAAUGUCGCUCAUCAUAAUAUCCACCUUCUUGGGCUGCUGGGCUCCAUUGUCCGCAGUCAACAUUCUGAUCCUGUGUAUGGGCCCCAGCGAUGGCUUGGUGCGGGUCCGUCUCUGCUUCCUGGCCAUGGCGUACGGAACCACUAUCUUUCACCCUCUACUCUACGCUUUCACCAGGCAGAAGCUGCGGCGUGCCCUCAAAACACGGGUGAAAAAAAGGGUCGUGUCCCUUCUGCAGGUGGACCCGGCUCCCGUUGGGGGAACGGUCAUUCAUAACUCCUGGGUGGAAGGGGGAGGUCAGAGGAAGGUUCGCAAGGCCCGGGUGGAGGCCAGCGACGGCACUGAUCGAUGCCUCACCGAGGCUGUGAGGGAAUGAGGCUGGUCUUCAUGGCGUACGUGCGGUUGUUUGAGAAUUGCGUGCAGUUUUUCCGUUGAUGGAUGGCGUGUGUGUCCUUGCAUGUGUGUGAGAGGCAAUUAGUUUACAAAGGACUGAUCCCGUGACCUCCACCUGCAGGCUGAUGUGGCGCUAGGUGAGGUCUAACAAGAGCCAUUAUUCUGCACUUCCUAACUGACAUCACACCUGAAAAUGCUCCACAAUAACGCGAGGCCUGGAUGACAUCAGCUCUUUACCUAAUGGCUUCUGCACCCUCGUGCUUGUGCAUAGACCACACACACUCAGUCAUUAAAAAAAAGCACACCAAACCUGGCAGGCUUGUGGAAAGUUCCAAAAUCAAACUGAGAAUGUCCGCCAAAUUAGAUCCAGUUUGAUGAAUUAGAGUUGUUUUUAAUUCAGGGCUUUAAACAGGAAGUGGAAUUGCAACCCCAAUACAAAUUUAAAGUUCUAGCCGAACAUUUAGUCGUCGCUCGUUUAAGCGUCAUUGCUAUGGUUGUCACCCGGCCACUACAACACGGCAAUGUCUUGGAUAUACUUCAUCACAUCCUGGGUAAUUCCUAUAAAUUAGAAUUGGUCUUUUUUUGGCGCUGAAACCACGGGCGGAGGUUGUCCUGCACAAAGAUAGUCAACUUGACAGUCGCAGCUACCAUCAUUAUUUGUGUUGUUAGUAGGGGUGUAACGCUACACAAAGAUUUCGGUUCGGUACGUACCUCGGUUUAGAGGUCACUGUUCGGUUCGUUUUCGGUACAGUAAGAAAACAACAAAAUGUACGUUUCUUGGUUAUUUAUUUACCAAAUUUGUAAACAAUGGCUUUAUCCUUUUAACAUUGGGAACACUAUAAUAAUUCUGCCCACGUUAAUCCACAUUAAACUGCCCCAAAUUGUUGCUCAGAUUAAAUAAAACGACAAAACUUUUCUUCUACGUAUAAAAAGUGCAACAUUAAACAGUUUCAAGUCAACUCAUCGUGCUUAAUUUAUCACAACAUUUGGGAAGCCUGCUUUUGAUUUUUAUUAUGUAAAUGUUUUAUUUUUAUCAACAUGUGAUAGCAGGGACCCUGCCAUUCAAAGCUUUU